Messenger RNA from Xyrauchen texanus (razorback sucker), 2431 nucleotides. RefSeq names its product dual specificity protein kinase CLK2-like. Gene Ontology annotation, biological process: regulation of RNA splicing; protein phosphorylation. Lineage: Eukaryota; Metazoa; Chordata; Actinopteri; Cypriniformes; Catostomidae. Bases 118 to 1683 code for a protein of 521 amino acids. The record is from RefSeq and is a predicted model, not a curated record. Gene Ontology annotation, cellular component: nucleus. Gene Ontology annotation, molecular function: ATP binding; protein tyrosine kinase activity. The transcript has 13 exons.
GGCGGGAGGAGGAACCGGAAGUUGUAUAUUUCUUCACUGUUUAUUUGUGCUCGAGUGAGAAAUUUGGAGCAGAAGCGUCAACACUGAUUUUCUGUGGGAUAGACGGACAGGGCAACGAUGCCGCACUCCAGACGGUACCCAUCCUCGGAGAGGGCCAGCCACAGCAGCUACCAGGAUCGAUUUCGGGAGCGAGACCGAGGGAGAAAACCUCGACAUCGCCGCUCGCCCUCAUUCUCCUCCAGUAGUGAACGUGAGAGGAGAGGGAGAGGACACAGGCAGGAGGCCUGCUAUGCACGAUCAAGGAGCUACGACAACCGCUCUUCAGACCGCAGGCCAUACGACAGACGCUACACCGAGAGCUAUCGUCGACAGGAUCACAGCCGGGUUCGGGACAGGGAUCGUGACGGGGAACACGGGACGCCAAGGAACCACUACUCCCACGACGCAUCACCCAGCUACGACUACCGCCGGGGCCGUGAUCGACGCGAGGACUCCUACCGGAGGAAAGGCAGCAGGCGUAAGCACAAACGAAGGAGGCGUAGAACCAGGUCCUAUAGCCCAUCCUCCUCGCGGAGUGACAGCGGGACGCGGGCUCUAUGUGUGAGGGACGACGAGGAGGGUCACCUGAUCUGUCGGAGUGGCGACGUCCUGCAAGAGAGAUAUGAGAUCGUCAGCACUUUGGGCGAGGGCACCUUCGGGAGGGUGAUGCAAUGUAUUGAUCAUCGCAGGGGCAGAGCUCAUGUCGCUCUGAAGAUCAUCAAAAACGUGGAGAAGUACAAAGAGGCUGCACGGCUGGAGAUCAAUGUACUGGAAAGAAUCAAUGAAAAGGAUCCUGAGAAUAAAAAUCUUUGUGUGCAGAUGUUUGACUGGUUCGAUUAUCAUGGCCAUAUGUGUAUCAGUUUUGAGCUGCUUGCCCUCAGCACUUUUGACUUCCUCAAAGAAAACAAUUACCUGCCGUACUCCAUCAGCCAAGUGCGUCACAUGGGUUACCAAAUUUGCCUGGCUAUUAAAUUUUUACACGAAAACAAACUGACCCACACAGACCUGAAACCAGAAAACAUCCUCUUUGUCAACUCUGACUUUACAAUCACGUACAAUGUGGAGAAGAAGCGAGACGAGCGUACUGUGAAGAGCACAGCAGUGAGGAUGGUGGAUUUUGGCAGUGCUACAUUUGACCAUGAGCACCACAGCACCAUUGUCUCAACCCGGCACUACAGAGCACCAGAAGUUCUUCUGGAAUUGGGUUGGAGUCAGCCAUGCGACGUGUGGAGUAUUGGCUGCAUCCUCUUUGAGUACUACCUCGGCUUCACUCUUUUCCAGACUCAUGACAAUAGGGAGCAUUUAGCCAUGAUGGAAAGAAUUUUGGGCCCUGUUCCUUCCCGGAUGAUUCGUAAGACUAGGAAACAGAAAUAUUUUUACCGUGGGCGCCUGGAUUGGGACGAGAACUCCUCAGCAGGAAGAUACGUCAGAGAAAACUGCAAACCUUUACGGAGAUAUCUUCUAUCUGAAGCGGACGAGCAUCACCAGAUGUUUGAUCUGAUCGAGGCCAUGCUGGAGUACGAGCCAGCGAAGCGCAUCUCUCUCGCUGCAGCCCUGAGACAUCCUUUCUUCCAGUGCAACAUCAGCACCACUGACCAGACCACCAGUAAGAGCUGGGAGGGAAACCGCGACAUCAGUCGGUGACGCUAAUAAACAUAACGUCUCUAUCUUGCGCCAAAAAUCCCUGAGGACUCAAAUGCCAAGAGAGUUGGAGCUGAACUGACAUUAAACAAAGUUUUAUAGUUCAAGAGAAAUAAACGGUUCGACUUACAUAAUUCUGCAUUUCUUAAUCAUCUUCCUAUAAUCUGAGAACAACCUCCUGUGCGUAAGAAGAUCCCAUAAACUUGUAUUCUUGUAACCAAUAUUUAUUUGGACAUUUUGUUGGAUUAUUGAAAUACUACAUCCUCUUCGGCAGGAGUUCAGUUCUUCCAGUGAACAGCGGGUUUUGGCUAAUGAUUCCUUCGGACCGCCAUACGCUGAUGGACAGUGGUUCAAAUCAUGGCAUUAGUCUUACACCUUUUAUUCAGAAAAUAAUGGACAGCCCAUUAAAGCAAGCGUUAUAACUGUUACGAGAAGUUAUUUAUUGGGCAGUUGUGUGCAUUUUAGCCCUUAGCUGAUGAAAAAAUUGGGAAUGCAUUACAGCACUCUUUGUAUUCAGUUACUCAAACCAAGUUAUGGAGCACACGUUGUUCUGGUGCUUCUGUCCUUCACAGCACAUGUUUACAGUAUUUAGUUCUAAAUGUCUCUCCUUUUGUGUCUUUGUAAGAAAUUGAUUGUAUAAAUGUGUAAAUAUGAAUAAAUAUAUGUUGUGACUAGAAUAAAGGCCCUUUCUGCCUGCCUGCUGUGAACAUGUUUUCAUGGCAUCUCCCCAGGCUAAAUGCUUUUACAAUCA